Volvox carteri f. nagariensis is the source of this 786-nucleotide messenger RNA. RefSeq lists its product as uncharacterized. The transcript is spliced from 6 exons. Gene Ontology annotation, biological process: protein phosphorylation; regulation of cytokinesis; mitotic spindle organization. Lineage: Eukaryota; Viridiplantae; Chlorophyta; Chlorophyceae; Chlamydomonadales; Volvocaceae. The annotation marks the transcript as partial. The record is from RefSeq and is a predicted model, not a curated record. Gene Ontology annotation, molecular function: protein kinase activity; ATP binding. Gene Ontology annotation, cellular component: chromosome passenger complex; spindle midzone; spindle microtubule.
AUGGAGCGACAGGAAUGGAGCUUGGAAGAUUACCAUAUCUGCAAGACAUUGUAUAAUGGCUACGCGGCACAAGUGUACACGGCCACAUGUCGGUACUCAGGUAUGGAGGUCGUCCUGAAGGUCUAUCACGACGUCGACAAGUCUCCAGACGUGGCUCAGCACGAAAUGUAUCGCGAGGUUGCAAUCCAGAGCGGACUGCAGCACCCAAACAUUGUCCACCUUUUUGGCGCAUUUGAGGAGGGUGAUACACUUGUGCUCGUCCAAGAGUACGUGCCCAAUGGCGACCUGCUCGCGCUCAUGCACAGCCACGGCGGCCGGGUUGACGAGCUUACCGUUGUCAAGGCUGUGAUGCGGCCUCUGCUGGCCGCGCUGAUGUACCUUCACCGCUGGGGAAUUGUCCAUCGCGAUGUGAAGCCCGAGAACGUGCUGUUCGCGGCCGACGGUUCUAUAAAGUUGGCUGACUUUGGUCUUGCGAUUAACAUGGUGGAGGAACGACCAAUCAGCCGCGUAGGCACGCUAGAUUACAUGGCACCAGCACGAUACGGCUUUGCGACUGACGUGUGGGCCGUGGGCAUUGUUACGUACGAACUGCUGACUGGACUGCCGCCGUACGCCUCGGAAUGCCGCUAUCAGACCCGUAUCUGCUCGGCUCUUCCCCCCAUCUUCCCGACCUCGGUGUCGCCGAUGGCUCGUGAUUUCAUUCUCAGAGCGUUGUCACCCGUCCCCGGCGACCGACCCACGGUUCGGCAGCUGCUGGAGCAUCCCUGGAUUGUCAACUCAGACUCU